Molecule: messenger RNA, 462 nt
Organism: Iphiclides podalirius (scarce swallowtail)
Lineage: Eukaryota; Metazoa; Arthropoda; Insecta; Lepidoptera; Papilionidae
Source: the annotation of a GenBank genome assembly
AUGGCUGCUACUAGAAGACUUCAAAAGGAGCUAAACGACAUCAGACAAUCGGGAUUAAAGUCUUUUAGAGAUAUUCAAGUCGAUGAAUCCAAUAUUCUUACAUGGCAAGGCCUGAUUGUUCCUGACAAUCCUCCAUAUAAUAAGGGUGCAUUUCGUAUUGAAAUUAACUUCCCAGCAGAAUAUCCAUUUAAGCCACCUAAAAUAAGUUUCAAGACAAAAAUUUAUCAUCCUAACAUUGAUGAGAAAGGCCAGGUGUGUCUACCAAUUAUAAGUGCUGAAAAUUGGAAACCAGCUACUAAGACUGACCAAGUAAUUCAAGCCCUAGUUGCACUUGUUAAUGAUCCAGAGCCAGAACAUCCUUUACGUGCCGAGCUUGCCGAAGAAUUCUUGAAGGAUAGGAAAAAGUUCACAAAAAAUGCAGAGGAAUUUACUAAGAAACAUAGUGAAAAACGGCCAUCUGAU